UAAUAUAUAAAAUAAUUAAUCAUGUCUUCAGAUUAUGUAUAUAUUCCCAAUCUCAUUUUAGUCAACCGUAAAAGAAGUCAUUCUCUCAAUGUUGGCAAGUCCCAUAUGGUAAAAUCAAUACAAUUCCUUUGUUGAUGAAUAUUGCAUCUAUUUCGAUGAUGAUGAAGAAAAUUCCAUCCAACAAAAUAAUAUCUUCAAGCAAUUUCAAACUGAAAUGGCAGCUGUCUAUGACUCCUUUUUCAAUUCUCUGGGCUUAGACAAUUCAGAUGAUUUGCAAAUGCAAGUAAAUAAUGUAAUCCUCCUUAUACAGGUUAUCAAGGAAAUACUUAAUAGUGAUGAAGAAGAAGAAAUUGAUGUCUAAUAAUUGCUAGCCUUGGGAGACUUUCAAGUUUUCAAAGCAGAAAUGUCCUAUUAGAAUAAACGAAGAGAAAUAGCAGCCUAUUAAUAAUUAGUAGAUGAUGCCGAAGAUGAAGAUGAUGAUGAGGAUGAAGAAGUAGAAGAUCCUGUUGCAGAAUAAGCUAAAAAAAUGCUUAUUUUGAAAAUCAAAUUGGAGUAUGAAUAACUUCAAGAUGUACUUGAAUUAAAGUAAGCUAUGCAAAUCUCUUUUGAUAAUCCAAGUAUAUCUAUUUAUUAUUACUGUUAGAUUAAUUGAAAUUAGAUUAAAUUUAAUAAAUACUCGAGGUAGUUUAGGCUAGGUUAUAAAUUCUCGAAAAAGAAGAAGUAGGAAUGCAAUAAAAAUAAUAAAUGAUGUAAAAUAAUGAUAGAAAAAAUAAAUUACUUGCUUAACUUAACAACCUUCCAUUAAUUGAUUUAGAGAAAGAGCAAGAAAUAUUUACAAAAAUCAAAGUAGAUGUUAGUAGAAUCUGA
Molecule: messenger RNA, 867 nt
Organism: Paramecium octaurelia
Lineage: Eukaryota; Ciliophora; Oligohymenophorea; Peniculida; Parameciidae
Source: the annotation of a GenBank genome assembly